AUGGAUUGCUGCGACGAAACUGAAGAAGGAAGGAGGUUUUAUAUAGAGUUCAAAACUUCUCACGAGUAUGCAGGAAAGGAACGUGAAGUCUUUAUAUACUACCAGAAGCAAGAGAGGCUCCUCGAGGGUUUCACUGACAUGGAGACUAUCCACAAAACUGGUUGCUCAAACACGUUGGAGAGUGGAUCUCAACUUUACUCAAGAUUCUUUCAUAAACAUGCAUGA
This is a messenger RNA of Microthlaspi erraticum, 225 nucleotides long. Lineage: Eukaryota; Viridiplantae; Streptophyta; Magnoliopsida; Brassicales; Brassicaceae. The record is from the annotation of a GenBank genome assembly.